Molecule: messenger RNA, 2034 nt
Organism: Scheffersomyces amazonensis
Lineage: Eukaryota; Fungi; Ascomycota; Pichiomycetes; Serinales; Debaryomycetaceae
Exons: 2
Coding region: 1-1701 (566 amino acids)
Biological process (GO): peptidyl-serine phosphorylation; signal transduction
Cellular component (GO): cytoplasm; nucleus
Molecular function (GO): protein serine/threonine kinase activity; ATP binding
Source: RefSeq, a predicted model, not a curated record
AUGAUACAAUAUUUAGACAAUUCGCUAAUCCAUUCAUCUACUGAUUUUAUAAUUGCUAAAUUAAAGGAGGAUAAGGAUUACAAUCUCUUUGUUGAAUAUGAUGAUUGUGAAGCAGAUAAGAGGAAACGUUCUGGUAUUUCUAGUAUCUACUAUUCUGGUAGAAACCCAAGUCUUUUACAGAAAUUUUGCUUAAUUCGACCAAAGUUAGAUAUUCGAAAUAAAAAUUUAGAGAAGGAAAUUAAAGACUUCAAAUUAAACAUAGAACUUGUAAAUGACAAUUUAGAUAUAGAAAAAUAUCGUGGAUUAAUUAUUGAGAAUGAAGUUGGAGUUAUUAGUGUGUUUGAACAGAUUUUCUUUGGGCCUAUAUUGGAUUAUUUCAAUACUAAAUUUGACAAUUUCUCAGUAAUUAGAGAAUCUUCCAAUACUAGUUUGUCAAAACCGGAUAUUACUAUAAGCUUUGAAAAGGAAAAUGAAAAAUUUUUAGUGCCGGUAGAGUUUAAAAUUAGCGGACUAAGGGAUGCUUUUUCUGAGAGAGAAUAUAAUCAAAAACUUAAUGAAUUAUUAUUGCAGGUAGGUUACCAGAUGAUAUUUUCCAAUACGAAUUUGGCAUUAAUAAUUGAUACCCAGUCAAUUAUUGUCAUAAAAAUAACCGAUAAAAGUUUUCAAGAACGUAUAGAUAUUUCAAAAAUAGAUGAUGGUUUUAGCUAUCCACUAGAAUUACAAAUAUCCAUUUUUGACCACGGUUCAACUACUAGUUUAAUUUCCAUUGUGGCUAUUGUGAUAAAUAGCCAAAUAAAGAAUGUUAAUAAGAAUAGCAAACUGAAUAUGGAAAAAUUAAAAACUUGGAUUUCAAAAUCUGAUACCGAGAUUCAAUUGCAAGAUGCAAAUAGAUAUAAGAUUGUGGAAGGUUUCUAUAAAUUAACUUUUAGUACCUUAAAACUCGACAAAAUAAGAAAAGUUUAUACGAAUAAUGAUUUAGAGGUUCCAAUGGAUUAUUAUGUUUUCCUUCAUAAUUUAGAAAUUUCAGAAAAUCCUAUUCUUGAACAUCAGUUCGAGAUAAAUUCUAAAUUACAAGGAUGCACUCUCUCAGAAAAGGGUAUUUACAAUUCACAGGUUGCUUUAGUGCGAUAUAUCGGCCCAGGAGUUAAUAAAAACAAGUGUUUUGUAUUGAAGGUUUAUAAUCCAGUGUAUGGUCAUAAAAGUGGUUCCAGUAAAAAGGAAUUCUAUAAAGGUGUCAUAUUCUCUUUAAGUAUGUACUGCAAAGAGAUUGAGUGUUACAAAAUAUUAAGAGAAAAUUCUCUUGAUGGUAUCACAUUCAAAAUCCCCAACAGUGCUGGUAGUGAAGGUGUUAAUGGUCAUGUCAAUUACGUACCAUAUAUUAUGUCCUAUGGAUUUAUCAAAUGGAAGUCGCCUUUCAUUGGAUAUUACAUAUUAGAACAAUACCUACCAGAUGCGAAAUCAACAAUUAGUAAACUGGAGGCAUGGCAACUAGCCUCCAAAGCCCUUAAAUAUAUCCACAGUAAAGGCAUAUUGCAUGGUGAUAUUAAGUUAUCAAAUUUAAUUUAUGCUGACGGACGUAUUUACUUCAUUGAUUUUGGCCUUUCUAGCAUAUCCAAAUUCAAAGGAACUAAUAUUAAUUUUGAAAAGGCCAAGCAAUUAGAAAUGCUUCAAUUGAAGUAUGUCAUCGAUAACUUUUGGUAACCGAUUAGUUUGAAUUUGAUUAUUUAAAUACUCUAUAACUAAUGUUCAAUAAAUUUUUCACCUCUUAUAGUAGAUUAUUUUUCAGUAUUAUGUGUAAGUUAUUAUAUGAUUGAAUGAUACAAACACAAACCAAAACACAACCAAAACACAACCACAACCACAACCACAAUCACAAGUAAAACUAAAUUUAGUAGCUGUUUAUAUAGUCAUAAGCGUACACUUAACUAGUAACCAUUUACGUUAUACAUCUAACUUAUAACCUUAAUGAAAAGAGUCCCUCGUAUAAUGCGGUAGUGAAAUUUUUGGGCCUUAACUAUGGGCCACAGAAAAAAA